Molecule: messenger RNA, 867 nt
Organism: Cyprinus carpio (common carp)
Lineage: Eukaryota; Metazoa; Chordata; Actinopteri; Cypriniformes; Cyprinidae
Product: ferritin, middle subunit-like
Biological process (GO): iron ion transport; intracellular iron ion homeostasis
Cellular component (GO): cytoplasm
Molecular function (GO): ferrous iron binding; ferric iron binding
Source: RefSeq, a predicted model, not a curated record
UCAACAGUGAUUGAACGGAACUUAUAUUUCGUAUUCAUUUUGUACUAACAUUUUGAUAAUAAAAACCAGCCGAAAUGGAGACUUCUCAGAUUCGCCAGAACUACGACCGCGACUGCGAGGCUUUGAUCAACAAGAUGAUCAACUUGGAGCUUUACGCUGGAUACACCUACACCUCCAUGGCUUUCUACUUCAAACGGGAUGAUGUCGCUCUUCCUGGUUUUGCCAAGUUCUUCAAGGAGAACAGCGAGGAGGAGCGCGAGCAUGCUGAGAAGUUCAUGGAGUUCCAGAACAAGAGGGGGGGGCGCAUCGUGCUCCAGGACAUCAAGAAACCUGAUCGUGAUGUGUGGGGCAAUGGACUGAUUGCUAUGCAGUGCGCUCUUCAGCUGGAGAAGAACGUCAACCAGGCUCUGCUGGAUCUGCAUAAGGUCGCCUCUGAGAAGGGAGACCCUCAUCUGUGUGACUUCCUGGAGACUCACUACCUGAAUGAGCAGGUUGAGGCCAUCAAGAAACUUGGUGACCACAUCACCAACCUUUCCAAGAUGGAUGCUGGCAACAACAGGAUGGCAGAGUACCUGUUUGACAAGCAGACCCUGGAUGGAGACAGCAGCUAAAUGCAGCCCUGAGAUCUUAUUAAUACAUGAAUGAAUAGAAAUACUAUUCUCUUAAAUAUGUUCUUAUAAAAACAGCUCUUGUGCAAAAUUUGUAAGUCUGACAGGUUGAAAGGUUAACAUCAAGUAAAGUUUCCUGUUACUAGUAAAACAAUGCAGCAUUACUGUUUUAAAUAGUCACACUGUGAUCAAGCAAUGCUUUCCUGUUGAAUGUGCAAUGAUUGACCUGGUGAAUUUAAAUAAAAAAUCCUGAGCUGAA